Penicillium waksmanii is the source of this 1083-nucleotide messenger RNA. RefSeq lists its product as uncharacterized. Bases 1 to 1083 code for a protein of 360 amino acids. The record is from RefSeq and is a predicted model, not a curated record. NCBI's taxonomy places the organism in Eukaryota, Fungi, Ascomycota, Eurotiomycetes, Eurotiales, Aspergillaceae. The transcript has a single exon.
AUGGUAUCCCCAUGGCCAAAUGUCCCUCCGAUUGGGGAUGAUACCGAAAGCAUUCGCGGCUUAAUAGACAAUUUCAAAGAACAGUACGGACAUGUCUUUUCGCACUCGACUGAAAAUCCGACCGCGUUGGCCCCUGCGGGCUAUGUCAUGGGUUUGAUGUUCCAAGCCAACAGGGUGAUUUCGCUGAUGGCCGAGAAGAUGAAGAAUUCUUCAGACCCCCAAUUAGCGCAUCUAUUUGACACAGAGUUGUCGUCUAUGACAGCGGCAUCGCGUGCUGUGGAAACUACAGUCACCGAACCAUGCACUGUUGAUUCCUCUAAACCCGACUGGAUGGACAACCACAGCCCAGGAACUAUGAUAAAGCUUGCCUGGGACAUCGAGUAUCCACUUCAUCCCUAUACACCUUCCGCGGUCCAGGAAAUGGCACACGCUGAUGUUCUCAAGGAGCUCGAGGCUGCGCUGCAUCAGACUUGCGACCGUGAGCUCCAACGUAUUGUCUUCGAAUCUAUCAGAACCUUUGAAUAUGGAGAGAUAGAUAUACAAGCAUUUACGCCAUCGGAUAAGAAACAUCUCAUAGAGAAAUCUCAUCUUUGGAUACCCCUCCUACAGCAAGGCGACUAUGUUCGAUUGGCAGAGGACUAUCAGCCAAUUAUCGAUCGAUACUUGGCUGUUUUCGCUGGGUAUGAAGCGCCGAUCGAAAUUGUCUGGCACUUGUACGAUAAUCUAUAUGUGCCGGGUAGAAAAUGGAGAUUUCAAAACCAUCCCACAAGCUUCCUCUUCAACAGCUUCCACUUGGCGCUGGAAAAGUCUGGGAACUCCGAACUCGCUAAAAUCCGUGCUAUAAUGCCUAUGCGUCGCUGGAACGGGGGAAUUAACAUAUACGUUGAUUCCCGAACAAACCGGGAUAUCAUACUUCAAAACACCUCACUCUGGGUUCCUAACCUGGAAAUGUCGGUGAUGGCCCGAAUCACUUCUGUUUGCGGCGAGGCCAUGUAUUCGAAGGCACCCAAUGCUCCACCGCUGCCCGGUCCAGAAUCAAUGGCGAAUAAUUCAAAAUUAAUCUUCGACCGGCGUCAAGGCUAA